GCGAGAGAGAGAGAGAGAGAGAGAGAGAGAGAGAGAGAUCCAGCAGGAAAGGAGCGACCAAGCAGGCUGAAGGGCUGCACUAAGAGCGCACCGGGUCCUUGGGCAGCAGGAAGACGCACACCGCUGACAUGGGAGUCGAGAUCGAGACAGUCACGCCGGGAGACGGAAGGACCUUCCCCAAAAAAGGCCAGACGUGUGUGGUGCAUUACGUGGGCUCCCUGACGGAUGGACGGAAGUUCGACUCAUCCCGCGACAGGGACAAGCCUUUCCGGUUUAAGCUCGGCAAACAGGAAGUGAUCCGAGGGUGGGAGGAAGGAGUGGGGCAGAUGAGUGUGGGUCAGAGGGCCAAGCUGAUCUGCUCGCCGGACUUCGCUUACGGAAACAAGGGCCACCCGGGCAUCAUCCCCCCCAACGCCACGCUCAUCUUUGACGUGGAGCUGCUCAGUUUGGAGUGAAGGCGAGCCGCCGCCUGUUUGUUGCUUAACUUUGCACCUGGGCGACCCGAAGAGAAGCUUGGAAAGUCUGCGCAUGAUUCUUUCAAUUCAAUGUUUUCAUCAAACCGUCUGUUUUUGUUAUUUUUUGUUUUUCACUCGUCCUCCAUUUUGAAAUACUUCUUUUCAAUCCUACAUUUUUUAAAAGUCUUGAAUUGUUACUUUUUUUUAAAGAAAGUGUUUUGUUUUUUUUUAUUUCUUAGCAUUCUGUUUGUGUGUAAACACAGUGAAUUGGGUGUAUGAUAUGCCAUUGAAUCACUAAGCAGCAAGGUUCAGCUUUUAUGAGCCAGUGUGUUCUGGUAUUAUAAAAUUCUGCAGCUUUUUAUAUUAUAUUAUAUUAUAUUAUAUUAGACAGAAAAAGUGAGCACACAUUUAGGAUUUUAAAGGCUUGAAUCGUAUUAGUUUUGCCUGAGUUCUAAUAAAAGGUCACACUUAAAACUGAGAUUUCUGCAGAAACAAAAACCCUGUGUUAUUAUUUCUGUUAAAGAAGAGUGGGAAGAGUAAUUGGUGGGAAUGUUAAACCAGGCUUAGUUCUAGAUACUUCUCGUGUGGCUAAAUAUGGUUAGUACCUUGCCCUGUGUGCAUGCUAAAAAUCUGAUGGCAUUCAUUUGCAUCCUUCCUUUCUCUUUAAACCCCAUCUAAAGCCAUACCUAAGCACUGCACAAGGAGGACUGUGGCAAUGCACAGGAAUAAUUGGAACAGAAAUUAGUCUGAGAUGCUUGAAACUUCCAAAAGGUGGGCAGGGAUCUUAACUCUUGACACUUUGUGUAAUAACUUGAAUUAUGCAUUUUCUUUGAUGCCAAGUGUCUCUCUCUGAGAAAAUACAGAAACUGUCCUUUUUAGAAUUACUGUUAAUAAUGCGCCACGCCGCCCCAGCGGAUGUUGGAGUGGAGGUGUGCUGUGAAGGAAAAAAAAAAAAAGCCAACAUCAUCCGAGUGUUUUUUCUACCUAAACUAGUUUUAAAUGGAGUCUAAAUGAAUGACUUGUGCUGGCCUGGCUCUCUGACACUGACCACGGCUGUCCGUGUUACGUGCUUGCCAUGCUGCAAGCGGCAGACCGUCUGUACUGUGUAGUUUUACGUGCUGAGAUGUUACUGUGUGCAGGCUAAACCAAUGAUGUAUUUAAAAUAAAAUAAAAUACCCUCCAAC
Xiphophorus hellerii (green swordtail) is the source of this 1639-nucleotide messenger RNA. RefSeq names its product FKBP prolyl isomerase 1Ab (gene fkbp1ab). Gene Ontology annotation, biological process: protein peptidyl-prolyl isomerization. The record is from RefSeq and is a predicted model, not a curated record. The coding region runs from base 129 to 455 and encodes 108 amino acids. The transcript has 5 exons. NCBI's taxonomy places the organism in Eukaryota, Metazoa, Chordata, Actinopteri, Cyprinodontiformes, Poeciliidae. Gene Ontology annotation, molecular function: peptidyl-prolyl cis-trans isomerase activity. Gene Ontology annotation, cellular component: sarcoplasmic reticulum membrane; cytoplasm.